Molecule: messenger RNA, 1477 nt
Organism: Hypoxylon trugodes
Lineage: Eukaryota; Fungi; Ascomycota; Sordariomycetes; Xylariales; Hypoxylaceae
Product: glycoside hydrolase family 61 protein
Exons: 2
Coding region: 466-1224 (252 amino acids)
Source: RefSeq, a predicted model, not a curated record
UGAAAGAAAUAUUUGGGAAUUUGUAAUCGUAUCAUGUGCCAUACGUAGUUAUUCAAGGACGGCCCUAAGACGGAUACGUGACUUCGGCUUGCCCAGUUCCGUACGCGGUGAUUUGACCCCCGAGUAUCCUUUUUGGUAAAUUGAAAUGACGAAUAGAAACCACCAUUGCUCGAGAUUCCAGCUGGCCAUUAUUUUUAGGAGAGAAAAGACAGAUCCCACCGGUCGGAUUUCUGGAGCACGUUCUCGCUUCUGUUCCCCAGACUGUACCUUGGACCCGACAGUAGCGUUGCAUCUCGUGCAAUUUGUAAUUAUUGGUGUAGAAGACUGCGAUACAUAAAGACGCGCGGUCGUCACUAACUCUAACGAUGGUUUCUUACUAUCCUUGAUCGCUAAAACGUCGUAGGUUUGCUUUACCACUUGGGUUUCAUAACGCAGCCGUACACCUGCUGUAAUAUCCUUGUCACGAUGCCAGUCUCUACGGCUUCCCUCCUCACGUUGCUCGGUGCCUUCGUCACCACAACGCUGGGCCACGGUUACGUCACCGGCUACGUAGCAGACGGCGUCCAAAAGCCAGGUUUCCUAUUGCAAUACUACUACGACAAGAAGAACGGCGGCACCGUCCCCCCUCUCGCCGCCUGGUACGCAGAGAACCUCGACAGCGGUUUCGUGGCCCCGGAUGCUUACCAAACAUCCGACAUCAACUGCCACAAGAACUCCGCCCCGGGUUCAGAAACGACGGAGAUCAAGGCCGGCGCUACGGUGACGUUCCAAUGGGGUACAGCGGCAGGAGGCGCAUGGCCACACCCGUACGGACCGAUCAUUGAUUACAUCGCGCCCUGCGACGGGGACUGCAGCAAAGCCGACAAGACGAAGUUGAAGUGGGUUAAGAUCCAAGCGAGCGGUAUCGAUUCCUCGCAGCAAUGGGCAAGCGCCAAACUCAUCGCCAACAACAACACAUGGACGACUACAAUUCCCAAGUCAAUCGCGCCGGGUAACUACGUUCUGCGACAUGAAAUCAUCGCGCUUCACGGCGCGAGCUCGUUAAAUGGUGCUCAGAACUAUCCCCAGUGCUUCAAUAUCAAGAUCACGGGCUCUGGUACCGCGAAGCCGAGUGGGGCGUUGGGAACGGCGUUGUAUAAGAACACGGAUGCUGGUAUUCAUUUCAACCCGUAUGCGACGAUUACGGACUACCCCAUGCCUGGUCCGGCGCUGUUCUCUGGUUGAAGAGGGUACUGGAAUUAAUUGAAUAGAAACUCCUGUGAUAAGGAAAGGGAAUUUAGGAAGAGAAUUGCAUAGUAGGAAUAUUAAGCGACAUAUGAAUGGAUUUUUAUGAGACAAACUUUGCAGUCUCGACCUAAAAGGGAAUGGUAUAUUUGCAUAAAAAUGAACAAGUCUGAUUGGCUGCGAAAUAUGCCCUCAUAGACCUGGGAUAAAAGACAAAUCCAUUGUAUCAUUCAUUGUGUGAUACAAAAUAAAG